Messenger RNA from Iphiclides podalirius (scarce swallowtail), 459 nucleotides. The record is from the annotation of a GenBank genome assembly. Lineage: Eukaryota; Metazoa; Arthropoda; Insecta; Lepidoptera; Papilionidae.
AUGGCCGCGUAUGCGCACCACACGCCGCGACAAGUCUCGGACAGCCUCGGGCGCACGCGACAGGGACGGCAAUAUCUGAAGCUCGGCGAACGGACAGGGACGAAAGCUGUCGCUCUCGUACCUAUUUCGGAGCAACCUAACGCUUGCACGGGUGACUCACGCACGUGGUACCUCGCGGGGAAAUCGCGGGCGGUUCGGACGCGAAGAAUGCUCUCGAAACCGCCAUUACAGGCGGAAACAAGCAGCGGACGCGACGUGUGCACCGGAUCACCGGCCGGGGGCUGGGACCGCGGAAUGCAGCAACAAACGUACGGAGGUUGCAUUGACGUUUGGUCACGGGGCAUCGGCGAGAGUACCUCUUGCGACGCUAAUGGGCCCGAGUGGCCGACGGCUCCGUUAUCCCUCGUAGCUAAUGAUUGGCCGGCAUUAAGGCCCGCCGUUCCGUGCGAUUAUUGGAUC